AUGUCUGAUUCUGAAGGUGAAACAUAUGAAAAACAAGUUAAAAUUGUGCUUGUUGGUGAUGGUAGUUCUGGAAAGACAUCAAUUUCUGAACGAUUUUCAAAAGAUGCAUUCAACCGUGAUUAUAAUCAAACAUUAGGAAUUGAUUAUUAUUUAAAACGAAUUAAUUUAACAAAAUCAUAUAAUGUUACAUUAGCUGUCAAUGAUGUCGGUGGACAAACAUUAGGUGGUGCAAUGUUAGAUAAAUAUAUCUUUGGAGCAGAUAUUGUUUUACUUGUUUAUGAUAUUACAAAUCUACAGAGUUUCGAGAAUCUAGAAGAUUGGUAUCAUACAGUUAUUAAAUAUUGUGCUAGUCGAAAACCGUUAUUUGCACUUGUUGGAAAUAAAAGUGAUCUUGAACACUUACGUGCGGUGAAAGCAGAGAAACAUCAACGUUUUGCUAAAGAUCGAGAUAUGUUAUCAUAUUUUGCUUCGGCUAAAACUGGUGAAUCUGUAGAAAAUUUAUUUCGUCAAGUCACAGCUCAUUUAAUGCAUAUUGUUCUACCGAAAAAUGAUUCUGAAGCCACACGAAUAAUAACAGCACCGAUUGUACGUCAAGAACCAACUGCUCCCGCAAUACCUAUUAAAUCUCCACCAACAACAAAUACUACACGUACAUCAAUUUGCAAUCUUCAAUAA
Messenger RNA from Adineta steineri, 675 nucleotides. Lineage: Eukaryota; Metazoa; Rotifera; Eurotatoria; Adinetida; Adinetidae. The record is from the annotation of a GenBank genome assembly.